Messenger RNA from Daphnia magna, 10365 nucleotides. It is a transcript of the gene Ephrin, whose product is annotated as ephrin-A5. Lineage: Eukaryota; Metazoa; Arthropoda; Branchiopoda; Diplostraca; Daphniidae. Bases 5731 to 6795 code for a protein of 354 amino acids. The transcript is spliced from 7 exons. The record is from RefSeq and is a predicted model, not a curated record. Gene Ontology annotation, molecular function: ephrin receptor binding. Gene Ontology annotation, biological process: axon guidance; ephrin receptor signaling pathway. Gene Ontology annotation, cellular component: plasma membrane.
UCGACAGUCGUAGCGAGAGGUUGUACUUUUAUCGUCGCCCAUCGGAAAAUAGUGAGCACAUUUUAUUUAUUUCUCUUUCGAUUUCUAUCAGAGGAUUUAUUCUAUUUGAAACUGUCACAUUUUUACGUGUGCCACGAGAGCCGAUAUAUCCAUUUAUUCGUAAUUUGUUACAGUGAUUUGUGAUUGAGUGUGUCGUCGUGUGCGUUUCGUUUUUUUCUUCUGUUAAUCCAGUGUGUGUUUUCGUGUGCCCGUUGAUUGAUUGGAUAACAUAUCGACAAAGAGUUUUUUUUUCUUUCGAUUCCAUCAUCUCUCGUGCUGCAAAAAUUGAUUGGAAUAUUAAUUUCUAUUUGUGAAACUGAGUUUUCCCGCCACCAAAGCCAGCCGCCAUUUUCGGCCCCACGUGACAUAAUUAACUGGUGUGUGUGUGCGCGCUCAUACGUCUCCCUUUUUUGUUAAUGGUGCCGAUGGAUAUCUGUGUCAAUGAACUGGCAGUGCUUCUAUCAUCGUAACCUUGGUGCGAGGGCUCUCCGCUGUAGAUCCUGACGUGUGUUACAAUUCUUGAAAAUUGUAAACGAUUUGUUUCGCUGUUAACGUAUCAGAGAUCAACAACUGGAACACAAACAACGUUGUCUUUUCUCGAAAGAAAAACCAAAUAAACUGUGAAAUAAAGUGAAAUUAUUAACACCACAAGAAUGUCACCCGAAAUGGUCAUCUACUUCUUAUUGCUGCUGAUUGAACUGAUCUGCCAGACGGCCGCGUCCGCUAACCGGCUUAGCGACAUUUACUGGAAUUCCACCAACCCAAUGUAAGUUAACCUCUGGCCACACACAUCUGAAUUGUAUCAUCGCUGUAUAUGUAUAUAUACGUUUCACGGUAACACAGACUAUCAUACUUGUAUAACAUAUCUCUCUCUGGAAAACAAGUGGCAGACGAGAAAGUUUGAAUGAAUGAAAAAAAAGGAAAACGUGCUUUCCGGACGGCCUAGGUCUUGCAGUUCAUCCGCGGGCCGGAUAGAAUCAUUCAAAAAAGAACCGUUGGAGGACGUGACGUUUUCUCACAAGUCUGCGGGUUUCCAUCUGUGCUCGUCUUUAUUGUUACACGGAGCUGCGUAUUAUUUUCAUUUCCACACAACAACUGAGCAGUUUAACGGGGCAUUAUAAGCAUUUCAAUUCGAUCCAUCGUGCGUGUACGCAAUGCUGGGCCUUUUUUUCGUGUGGUUCAUCAACUAUAUCAUUAGCUGAUGGCGGUAAUUGCUGGACAUGAGUGAUCGUCUCUCCCUUUUCUUCUUUUCUUCCAACCCUCUGAAAAGUCGAGAGAGUUCAAAACUCUUUAGGAAUUUUUGGUUUUCGGUUCUUGUUUCCCAUUUUUGCUCUCACUCUCGUCAUACAACGACGACCUUCUUUUUUAGUUCUUUUUCUUACCAGUCAAACUUUUUUUUGUUUUUCUUCAACAUUCGGAUUUUUCUCUCGUGUGUGAGAAAGAAAAAGAAGAGGCCGAAUGAAAAGUUCUUCCCCCUUUGGAAAAACAAAAAAAUCCCUGCAGACAUUCACAGUUUCCAGGCAGUCGAUCCGUCAGAAGAGAAAAGGAAAACAUCUGACCCGCAACGUCUUGUUAAUAACACAGGACUCAACAGGCUUAACUUUGGCAAUUGAUAGAUUACAGUGGUGUUUCACCAUUGCGCCCUUUUUUUGUGGUGCGCACAGGUACACACACACACACCAUCUGAUGGCUACUAAUUGGCUGGUUGCGACCUGAUGGUGUAUAACCACAGAUAGAGGGCUAUACAUAACCGCUUUUCAGAUUCUUCUUUCGUUGUUCAUCAUCGUUCCUUUUUUUUUGGUUUUUUUCUGGUGACGAGAGUAAAAGUUUGAGAAAUCUUUCACACACACAGACACACAAAAACGUGCAAGCGUGUGAAUGGAAAGGAAACACGGUUAUUUGAAUUCCUCGGAUAGCGCCAUCGUGCCAACACACUCUAUAUAUACCCGACAGAGACAUAACAAAAAUCAUCGAGAAUUGAAAUAUUUUUUUACAACUAGCCACGAAUCUAAAGCGCUUAAUGCAUAAAUGUAUUUUUUUAUUUUAACCUUUAAGGCUACAAAAAAAAAAAAAAAUUGCUUUUUGAAGAAAAAAUAAGGGGGGGGGGCACGUAUGCACAAGGCGUCAAGUUACACACUGUGGCGUCAAGUUGUAAAUGGGCAAAGAAACGGGAGAGAAAGAGUGUUAUAUUUUCUACUCCGGGAGACACACACACACACACACAGAGUUAGGAAUAAGAAGAAAAAAAAAGUGUAUAUAGACGUGAAAGACACGCACGGUUCCCACGGCAAGCCCUUUUUAUUUUCUGGGCCUCUCUCUCAUCGUUUUGGUUUUUAUAUGAUACACAUGUAAUUCCUCCCCCAUAUAACUAGAUUGCAACAAGUUAUAUAUAUUAUAACGUAUCUCUCCGGCUGGUGUGUGUUGUUUUUCGAGAGGGGGGCAAGGUGAUGGGAUAGUAUCAUAAAAAGAAAGCCCCUCACAAAUACAAAAAAAAUGAAGAAAACUUUUUGAUUUUUGGUAAGUUGAAAGAAGAAAGAGAGGGGGGAGGGAAUGUUUCUAACAUACCUGUUGAAUUGACUCUAAGAGCAAAAAAAAAAAAAAGGGAAGGGAAAAGAAGAGGCAGAUGAACUUGAGGAAUUCAUCUACUGCAAGAAGUGCUGCGGGCCGUUCUUUUUUGAAUGGCCCCCCCUUCAACAACACACACACACACACACACACAAAAGAGAUCUGUACCUUUUCCUUAUAUUCGACUAUAUGGUCCUACUUUUUUGGGAUAUUGCCACGUCUAUUAAAUAUAUACCCUGUGCAUAAGGAAGAGGGGGGGAGGGAAGAAAUGGAGAGCGCUGGUGUUCCAGGUGAAGUGUAGGUGGUUAUAGGCCUAUACAUAUCCAAGCAAAAAAAAAAAAAAAGAACAACGUAGAUCGUCUUGCUCGUUGAAACCCCCCGCAUAGUUUUUUUUCCAAGUUCUAAUGGAGGUAUAUUUCUACUUACUUUUUUUUAAACCUCCCUUUACUCUUCUAAUAUUUUUGUGGUUCACCGUUUAUGGACAGCUGAUCGACCGUGUUCAAACUCUUUUGAGGGGGGGCUACUUCAAAAACAAAAGAACCCUUUUCUUUUUCGUGGAAAUUGUUUUUAUUCAUUUCCUUUUGAACUAGUAAAACCUUAUCCCGUUAUAGUGUUGCACAGAUUAUAGUCACCUGUGCAAAGGGUGGGGGGCGAGAGUAAGUAAGGAGACAUUAAGAAACAAAUAGGCCUAUUGUUUCACCUGUUGGGUAAUAUUUGGGUUUGACUUUGACGCUAUGUGCCUAUGCCGAAUGAAUGAGAAUCAUUUGAGCUUUUUUAAGUUUUUUUUGUUUCUCCCAACCUAACAGAAAAAAAAAAAAGACGGGGGACUUUUUGGGGGGGGGAAGAGAGAGAAUCGGCCCCGACAGGAAGUGGUUGUUUUUUUUGUUGAAGUCAAGGAAUUUAAUUUUUCUUGUUUUAAUUUUCAACCCAAUUUUUUAAUUUUUCUUCCUCUUGCCUUUUUUCAUAUUUCCUUCUUUUGAAAUGUUCCGCUAGAGUUGAUUACCACAAUACUUUGUGUGUGAUCAACUCUUGUUUUGUUUUUUUAUCGUCACCAAAUUAGACACUUAUGUCUAAUCAUCACCGGGAGAUCUGCGUGUGUGGAAACCCGGUGGUAUUAUUUUAUUUCCCUCUCAUUUGAAUCAGUUUGGUUUGAAAUGAAAAAAAAAAAAAAAAAAUCGAGGUCUCAUUAGCACCUUUUCCCUCUGUAGACUGAAGUAAAAAAGGACGUGUCAAUGAAUAGAAGGUGAUACCCAUAACGAGGCACAUGCAGUCGACGUUAUUGGUUCAAAUGGCGAAAAACCGUUUUUGUAACACACGAAUUCUUUUAUCGACACAUGUCUCGUUACUUUCGGAUGCUAAUUAAAUCACGUGCAGUCACCGAGGAAGGUCACCCACGUGCAAUUACAGUUCAUUUGUCUCUUUUUUCUUUCUUCGCACGGAUGGAAAGGGAAAAAAAAAAAGAUAUUUGGGAGAAGGGACGAGAAAAAAAAAAGAAAAAUGCGAAAUGAAAAAAAAUUGGGGGAGGGAGAGAAGAAGAGAAAAGAGACAUUUUUGACACAAAAGACACACGAAAUCAAAAGGAAAUUGUCCAAGCAGGCACAGGUAGACACACAUCGACAUAAAAUAAUGGACAGAAAAGAAAGAAAAGAAAAAGGGAAAAGGUAAAGGGAAGGAAAAAAAGCAAGAUGGCGGUUUUUGAUAUUUAUAGAAAAUUAGAAAAAAAUGUAGUUCCGCUUUUUCUUGGGGGCAUUCUUUUUUGAGCCCUAGAUCGGGCAGCUAAAAAAAAAAAAAAAAGUGACAUCAAAAUCUACUCGAUUGGAACUCUUCUUUCCUCCCAAAAAGAAAAAGAAAAAGCGGCGGUUAAUUUUUACGAUGCCGUCCAGUUGUUGUCGCGAAGCCCCACCACCAUGUUGUUGUAUAACCAAAAAAAUAAAAUAAAAUAAAAUAAAAAGCAUCUUCUGGAGCUAAAGAAUGUUGUGUGUGCGCGUCAAGAGAGGCAUCCCCGGAGGCGGAUAGAAGAAGAGGAAGGCAAAGAAAAGAAUCCCGCAUAGUUUUGCUUAUUCGAUGAGCAAGAAAUCAAUGUGCCUCGGGGUUUGUUUUACCAGCCAAAUGGCUCCUCCCCCUUUUUACAUUCGUCUGCUUCUCCAAAGGAGACGUGGUACACACGCAGACCCCAAGAAGAGGAGGAGAGUGGUGGGAUGGUAGAAGAGGAGAAGAAGAAGAGGGGAAUGGUAAGGAAAAAAAAAAAAAAGAAAAUGGAAGACAGGGAGGGUUAGAGCAAAGGCUAAAAAGGCGCUGGUGUAGAUACACAGACAAGCACAAGGGUAUGCUUGGCCUGGCCUGUGGACUAUAGUGGCCAAACGCUGCCGAAGGGCUAGAGCUCACACAGUCGUGAGAUGUGCAAGGGUGCGGACGUGUUUUUCAUUCGCUCCUCACAUUCCCUGGUUUUUUUUUUUUCUCAAAGUUGAAACGCGGACACUUAAGUUUGAAGUGCUAUCUCCUCGUUUUCCAGGAUUCUGUGUUUUCAACAUAUCGACGGCAGUGUUUACUUUUCGAUUGAUUUCAGUGUUAAAAGUGUGUCGUUUCCAUUUUGUCCCUCCCCACGUGCGAUGAAGAAAAGAGUCAUCCAGACUUGAAAAUAAUAUCGGAUUUACAAAAAUUUUUUUUUCUCUCUCUCCAAUUGGCGCUGUUAAACGACGUUUUACACAACUUUGGAGAAGGAAUUUCGUUGUUUUGAAGGACACGUUUAUCUUUGUUCUGACUCGAAGCAAAACCAAAGUCCACACAUCAUUUUCUUUUUGUCUUGGUCCCCCCCACCAAAAAAAAAAAAAAGAACGAAACGAAGAUUUCAGAGCCCAACAGUUUAUCAAUUUAUGGUCAUGGCCUUUUUUACCUGACGUUCGGAUUGGGUCACUUCAUCUCUGAAAAUUGUUCAUUUUCAGCUCAAAACAAAAAAAAUUUUGUUGUUGCUCAAAUUCCCUCCCUCCCUUACGAAAAGCUCAAAACAAAAAUCUUUGCAUCGAAAUUUUUCAAAGUGUCUUUUUGUCGAAAGAAAUCCAUCAAAAGUGUGUUAGUUGUCCAAAGUUGCCUUCCCCCCCACCCCUCGUUUCCUCGGCAAAAUUCAAGAUGGUGCGGCAUCAUCGGUUAGCUGCGUCCAAGCGGAUCGCAGACGAUUCUUCUUCGUCCUCAAUCACCAACGCCACCUCCACAUCGUCGCUGAUGUGGAGGAGACGUUGCGGCUGCUAUUGCGGCAGCGUCCGGUGGCCAACUUGGCCUCCCAUGCUCCUUUUGCUACUCCUCGUUUCGGUUGAAACGCUUUCCCUGGCCACCGUCACCACAGCCACACGCAUGCAUUAUAUCCAUUGGAAUACCACCAACCCCAUAUUCCGGAUAGACAAUACGGAUCACAUCAUAGACGUGAACAAGAACAACAUUCCGUUCGAAUACGAUCAGGUGAACAUCAUAUGUCCGGUUUACACGCCGGGCACUCACGAGGACGACGCGGAAAAGUACAUCAUUUACAACGUGUCGAAGGAGGAGUACGACACGUGCCGCAUCACCAAUCCCAACCCGCGGAUCAUUGCCGUCUGCGACAAGCCUUACAAGCUCAUGUACUUUACCAUCACCUUCCGUUCGUUCACGCCUCAGCCCGGAGGGCUUGAAUUCCGACCCGGACAGGAUUACUAUUUCAUUUCGACGUCCUCGAAAGACGAUUUACACCGACGCAUCGGUGGACGGUGCUCGUCGCAUAACAUGAAGGUGGUCUUUAAAGUGUGCUGCAAAGCUGAGGAUCUGGACAAAGCAGGAACAACCGCAGGACGGCCGGCUUUGUCCAGCACGACGACGUCGACGACCAUGUCCACGAUUUCAACGAGCGUGGCCGUGAUGAACAGUACGACCACACAGGCGCCGGUGGUGCCAACUCGCAUCAUCACCACUCAGCUGUUGCUACCGUCUGUCACGUCACCUCGAAUGCCGCCCCACUGGAAAGACGUUGAAAUUCAGAGUUUCAGCGUGCGCACCACCACCAAGAAAUCAGUAGAUGAUUUCGAUAAGUUGUCCAACGAAGUGGUGAAGAAUGAAGAAUUGACGUCGAAAUCUAGCGGCGCCAGACGGCAAGUUGUCCACAAUCCCGUGUCUGCUCUUAUUGCGGCCGGUCUCGUAAGCCUGAUCCUCUUCAGGGUUCGAUGAAAAGAAUAAUAACAAACAUAACGAAAAAAACAAACAAACAAAAAAACCCUAACCAACAAGACAACAACAAAAAAGAAGAAGAAAGAAAGAAAGAAAGAAAGAAACAAGUCUAUCCUGCUGCUCUCUCUCGUCAUCGUCACGCUCGCUUGCUCGCUUUUUCCCGACUUUUGCUGUCACAUCGAAACGUUAGCCGCGUCCUUGUUUCGUACACACAACACCGCGAGGCACAUCAUCCUCGCCAGCGAAAAACAUCCAACUCGACAUUAAAAGGAACAGAAAACAAUGGAGGGGAAGAAAUGUGACCAAAAAUAGACAACAACAAACAGAAAUUGGAGACAAAAUAAAAAAAAAUUAGGAGAACAAAAUCAAACGAGAAACAUUUGACGAAAUCGUAACAGAAAGGAAAAAAACAAAACAAACGAGAGAUGAUACAGAAAAGAAGGUUGAACGGGACCAUUUCGUGACAUAAUUCUCCCUUUUAUUUUUGUGUACGUCAGUUUGUUUUAACUGUUGACACACCGUAACACAGUCCAACCAAACAAAAGAAAACGAGGUGGAAUCUCCUUUCGGGAUGGAAAACUCCCAAAAAAGGGGUUUUUUAAAGAAAAACAACAAAAAUUCCUUAUUUCUACCAAAAUAUGUGUGUGUGUAUGUGUGUGUGUGUGUGAGAGACAAAAAUGGGGUGCGUACCACCUUCCUCCUUUUGAAAAUGUUGUACAAGAUUUCUUCUUCUUUCAUUUUGCCUCGACGACUGGCACGUCCGUGUGUGUCUGCACGCUAGGAGAAACAAAACAAAAAAGAAUAGGAAAAUCCCUCCCGAUUUUUCUUUUGUGUUGUCUUUCUGCUAACACAGAAGAGUGACUCGAAAGCUUAAAAAAAGAGAAAGAGUUGACCAAAAGAGAGACAAGCCAAAAAAAUGUGUAACAAGGAAAGCCUCUCUCUGAUUGUCUAUCACAUACAUGCCUCCACUCUUUCAUCCUUUGCUUAUUUUAUUUUUUUGUUGUCUGCGUGAAAGAAAAAAUAUUUUGGCGACUUGUCCGUGACGUUGUUGAAUGACAUUUACGAAUGCGUUUUUUGCUCCGAGAGAGAAAGAGAGAACGUGACGUAACACAAGAGAGAGAGAAUCCUCCCCUUUCGUCCCAAGUGCCAUAUACUGCCCCCCACUAUUUCUCUCUCUCUCUCUCUCUCUCUUUACUCCCCCACAUCAAUAUGUAAUGUAAUAUAAAUCAAAGCAAAGAAGAAGAAGAAGAAGAAAACCACAAAAAAAAAGAGAUCCCGUUCAUCGUUAGCAGUUUGUGUCGUUGUGUAAAAUCGUGAUCACUCCUCUCUCUCCACUAUUUUAUAGAUCAUCCAAAGUGUGUCUUAUUUCAUUUUGUGAGAUCUCUCUCUCUCUCUCUCUAUCUAUCUCUGUAUCUGUGGAUAUAUGCUCUAUAUUUUAAGAUAUAUUUUUUUUUUCUUUCAAUCUCAUUCAUCCCUUCCCCUGCACGGCAUCAACAACAUUGCCUUCUUGUCCGCUUGCGUGAUGACAGUCGAAUGGCGUCCUAUAAAUACGCCCUUUUUGUUUUUCUGUUUUCUCUUCUUUUUUUUCCUUUUUUUUCUUUCAUGUCCCCCUCGCUCUGUGUGUGUCACACUAUUGGAAUCAUCAUUUUUCAAGUUUGUCCAACACUCCAGACCAUUCCCUCCUACUCGUUUUCUUGUUAUUCUAUUUUUCUCUCUCUCUCUCUCCCCUACCUGUCUCGCAUCUCUCUUAUAUGGAAUACGAAGAAUCCGUACCCAAAGAGAAAUGUGGAGGAACACGAGAGUUUUCUUCUCCUCUCAGAUCAAGUCCGCCUCUUCUUUGAUUUCUUUUUUUUUUUUUUUUUUUAAGAAAAGAGGGGAGGGGGAACACGAUGGUGGAAAAGAUACGCAAAGUGCCAACAGCGCACGAAGCGUACGGUGGAACCAGUUUUGUGUUCCAUCGACUCUACGUUGCCUUCUCAUUUCUUUAUUUUUUCUUCCCCCCCGAUAUCAUCCCCCCCGAAAAAAAGUCAAAACCAUUUCUCUCUAUCUAUAUGUAUGCUCUCCGCUACACCCCUACACACGCAGACACACACAGCGGGACUGAAAAAAAAAAAAAAGAUAUUAUUGAUUUGUUUUUCCAAAUUUGACCGACAUUUUUUUUUUUUUUCUUUCUUAUAGCUCAGUUUCUUUUUGAUGACUGCUCCCCCUAUUUUUUUUUUGUUCUUCUCUCCCUUAUUCAGGAGUGGCUUGUUCAUAGUGUACAGUUUUUGUUUGUUUUUUUUAUGUUCAAUUCAACAUAUAAGUACUCAAAAACGUUUGAUAAUCUUUACAUCUUUUUUUCUUGUGCUAGAGACGAGAGAGAGAGAGAGAGAGUGAAAGUCUUUAAAAAAGAGUAAUUGAACAAGACAUAAAUGUUAAAUUUAACACACGCCGUAAAAACAUACCGACAUGAAAAACAUGGCUUACAUAUAAGAUAUUGUCUUUUCGUAUGUAAAUAAAUGUACCAUAGCUCGCUGUACAAUCACAUAUAAAGUUAAAAAAAAAAACAAACAAAAACAUAAAAGAAGCAAAAAUUGAGAAAACUAUUUGCGCGGGGGGAUUUAAAAAUCUAAACUAAAAAAAAAAUUAAUAAAAAACACAAAAAAAAAAACCCAACAAACAAAUAUCCGUUUUGUUUUGAUAUCAAAGUCUCGACUCGGAAAAAAUGUGGCGGUGAUGCGUCUCGUGUGUUGUCUAUUAGCCGGUUUUCUCUCAUCGCUAUUUUUUUAAUUCCUGCCUCCCCUUUUAUUAUGACGCUAGAGGGGAGGAGGAAUUGAGUGAGGGAUGACGUUCAGUCGACUAUAAAAUUAGACGUUUUUCUGUUGGUGUACAUCCGUGUCAAGAUAUUUAUUUUGAUUUCAAUAAUGAAUUUAAAAAAAAAAAAAACACAAUUUUUGGUUCGUCCCUUCCGAUUAAGAGAAAAAUUUUUUGUUGUUUGCGUGCGUGCGUGCGUGUGUGUGUGUGUGUGUUACUAGCCCAAUUUUUCUUGUCCUUGCGCAUUACACAUUUCCCUUGUAAUCCACUCCGAAAAUUAAACACACAACCUCCUCCUCCUCCCCCCCGUAUCUUGUCCUUUUUGGGUGUUUGUUCUACUCCCCCAAAUCCUCAAAAGUUUUUUUAUUUUUUAUUUUUCGCUAUCUCGUGUACUGUACAACUGUAUACUCCCUCCCGUUUAGAAUAUCAAAAUCGACCACUGCAAAAACAAAACAAAAACAAAAUUCAAUCGAUAUAACAUGUGUAACUAGGAGCAACGGACUUUCUUGAUCCGGAGCGUCCCCUUACUGUAUUUCUUUUUUUUUUUGACAAAUCCCGAUCUGUUUUUCUCCUCUUUCAACAUUUUUUUUUUUGUUGUAAUUUUCCCCACCCAAUUCUUUUGAAUGUUGAACGGGUUAUUUCCCUGCCAACUGAUCCCCGGCGUCUGUGCUCUUCGUUGAUUUCUCCCCGAUUCUUUUCGAUCAGAAAUUGUGUGCCGUUGACUGAAAUUUGGGCAAAAAGUGCUUUCGAUCAUAAAUUAUACAGAUAAAACAAUGA